Orycteropus afer afer is the source of this 1247-nucleotide messenger RNA. RefSeq names its product family with sequence similarity 102 member B (gene EEIG2). NCBI's taxonomy places the organism in Eukaryota, Metazoa, Chordata, Mammalia, Tubulidentata, Orycteropodidae. The record is from RefSeq and is a predicted model, not a curated record.
GGACCCGGGGCUCCGCGGAGCUGAGGCGGUGGCGACCGCCUGCCAGCUCCCUGGGGCCGCCCCCGCACCCUACUCGCCGGCGUCUGGCUCUCAUGAUGAUGAAGAAAAAGAAGUUUAAGUUUAAAGUGGACUUCGAGCUCGAGGAGCUCUCUUCGGUGCCCUUCGUCAAUGGGGUCCUUUUCUGCAAGAUGCGGCUGCUGGACGGCGGCAGUUUCACCGCGGAGUCAUCCAGGGAGGUGGUUCAAGCAAACUCUGUUCACUGGAGAAAGAAGUUCUCAUUUAUGUGCAAAAUGAGUGCAAGUGCUGCCACGGGCAUCCUAGAUCCUUGUAUCUACAGAGUGUCUGUGAGAAAGGAACUGAAAGGUGGAAAAGCCUAUGCAAAGCUGGGCUUUGCAGAUCUAAACCUGGCAGAGUUUGCUGGAUCAGGAAAUACCACUCGUCGCUGUUUACUGGAAGGCUAUGAUACCAAAAAUACAAGACAAGAUAAUUCCAUUCUUAAAGUUUUGAUCAGCAUGCAGCUAAUGUCUGGUGACCCGUGUUUUAAAACGCCACCUUCUACAUCAAUGUCAAUACCAAUUGCUGGUGAAUCUGAAUGUCUAGAAGAAGAUAGAAAAGGUGGGGAAACCCUGAAAGUCCAUCUUGGAAUAGCAGAUCUUUCAGCAAAGAGCGCCUCUGUUCCAGAUGAACUUGGUGCCUGUGGACAUUCCAGAACAUCGAGCUAUGCAAGCCAGCAGUCAAAAGUAUCAGGGUAUAGCUCAUGUCACUCCCGGUCAUCCAGUUUCUCCGAGCUCUGCCACAGGAGAAAUACCUCAGUGGGAAGUACAUCAACAGGAAUUGAAAGCAUUCUAGAGCCGUGUGAUGAAAUUGAGCAAAAAAUAGCUGACCCAAAUCUUGAUGCAAUCGAAAAAGAAGAUACAGCAUCAGAAAAACUCAGCAGGUACCCAGUGAAACAAGAUUCUGUGGAAUCUCAACUGAAGCGAGUCGAUGCCACCAGAGUGGAUGCAGAUGAUAUUGUGGAGACCAUAUUACAGAGUCAAGACUUCAGCCUAGACUCCAGUGCAGAAGAAGAAGGACUGAGGUUAUUUGUGGGUCCUGGGGGAAGUACAACCUUUGGCAGUCACCAUCUUCCAAAUAGGGUGGGGUCUGGAGCUUAUGAACAAGUUGUGAUCAAACGCUAAAAUGAACUGAAACUUCUCUGUGGAUUCAAGAUGUGGGUGAUGGAACUCUCAAGGCAUUUUAUUCAAGCA